Molecule: messenger RNA, 508 nt
Organism: Umbelopsis ramanniana AG
Lineage: Eukaryota; Fungi; Mucoromycota; Umbelopsidomycetes; Umbelopsidales; Umbelopsidaceae
Exons: 1
Coding region: 94-339 (81 amino acids)
Source: RefSeq, a predicted model, not a curated record
AUGUUACUUUGUGUCUGUGGCAAAAGUUUGCAACAUCGCAACAAAAUCUUUUUUUGCACCUCUGGCACUUUACCCGGCGUCCACUUCCUAUAAAUGAUGGAUCCUCGUCCUGGCUUUCUCCUUCGUUGCCCUGCGCUGCUUUCUUUCUGCUCUAUAUUGGUUUCAAAAACCAGGCAUGUCGAUACUCAGGUCACUGAUAUUGACUAUAUCCUGAUGUUCACUCUCUACACGACGGAGCUUAUCCGGCCGGCAUGCGCUGAAAUGGCUCGAACUAGGUUUCCAUCCCACACGGUGUUCUUUGGCUUCUCUCCCAGAUGCGCUACCUGUCAACAUGGUUGAUUUGCAUCCCUUCUAAAAUACGUGAUAUCGUGGAUUUAACUAAACGCAAAGUGUUGAAGACUCCCAGGGAUUUAAGCGGUGCUUGAGUCAACUUUGCUCGGAGCUAUUCGCGUAAAGUACAAGCCGUUUCGUCAGCUGCCGUCGCAUUCAGCUCCAUGACUGACUCAAG